AUGGCACGAUACAAAACUUGGUACUCAGGUAUUCACCAGCACCCUUACCUAUCUCAAAGUCCAUUCCUCCAACUUGCAAUCUCGUAUCAAAGGAUGCUGGUAACAAAACACGACAAAGUUUAUUAUUGGGACACUGCCACCUUCCUGGUUGAAGGAUGUCUCUUUAAGGUCCCGCGGGGCCGGUUCGCCGCUAGUUCAGAGUAUUUCACAUCCACACACCACCUGGCCUCUGAGACUUGGACGAAGGAGAACGCUGGCUACUGCGAGGAGAAUCCUAUCAUGCUCGCGGACGUAUCUGCAGAGGAGUUCCGAACUUUACUCUCUCUCCUUUUCCCCGUCCACACCACUUCGUGUGAUUUGUCCCUUUCGAAGAAGAAAUGGACUCAGGUCCUGAAGCUCUCGACUAUGUGGAAGUUCAAUGAUUUCCGAAAGUUGGCAAUUACCAAGCUGGACGGUUGUUUGCUUGCGGAUCCCGUCGAACGCAUUACCUUGGCACGGACCUACCACAUCUCUUCCUGGUUGAUGACUGGGUAUCAUGCCCUGGUCACCCAAAAAGACGCCAUCGCCGAUCUUCAGCUCGACUCCCUUGGGCAUCUUUGCGCAGUUCGCCUGUUCACCAUUCGCGAACGUUUGGUCAAGGCCGCCCACGCCCAGGAGCUCACGCAAGCUAGAAACUGUUGCUAUCGUUCUAAUAAAAACGACCCUGUCGCCCCUACUCCUGGCCCUGACACCCAGAUCGAGCACGCGUUCGCCACCGAGCUCGCCGUCAUCAAAGACCACGAACUCGAUUAUCUCACCAACCAAGAGAAGAAAGAAGAGGAGAUCAGGAGGACGAAAGUGAAGAAAGAACAAGAACUAACUGAAAAGAAGAAAACAUUUGAAGCCAGCAAGCUGAAGCUGAAGGAGGACGAGGAGGCGUUGGAAGCACUGCGAGUAGCCCUACAGGAGGAAGAAGACCGGCUGGAGAGGGAAAAGGCUUCCGAAUUGCUUAAUCCAGGUUCCACGGUCGCCAAGAAGAAGGGAAAGAAAUGA
This is a messenger RNA of Coprinopsis cinerea okayama7#130, 1032 nucleotides long. RefSeq lists its product as hypothetical. Bases 1 to 1032 code for a protein of 343 amino acids. The record is from RefSeq and is a predicted model, not a curated record. The transcript has 3 exons. NCBI's taxonomy places the organism in Eukaryota, Fungi, Basidiomycota, Agaricomycetes, Agaricales, Psathyrellaceae.